AUGCAAAUGACAAGUCGAAGGAAAAUUCUAGCUAGGAAAUUAAUUACAACAGUCAUUUUACAGAGAAAGUGUAAUCUGUUUCUCCCAUGCCUUAAAUCAGCUUCUACUACUACUACUACUACUACUACUACUACUACUACUACUACUACUACUACUACUACUACUACUACUACUACUACUACUACUACUAGUACUACUACUACUACUACUACUACUACUACUACUACUACUACUAGUACUACUACUACUACUACUACUACUACUACUACUACUACUACUACUACUACUACUACUACUACUACUACUACCACUACUACUACUACUACUACUACUACUACUACUACUACUACUACUACUACUAGUGGACUACUUUAUGGAACAUUCCCAACGUGA
Messenger RNA from Heterobilharzia americana, 393 nucleotides. The record is from the annotation of a GenBank genome assembly. Lineage: Eukaryota; Metazoa; Platyhelminthes; Trematoda; Strigeidida; Schistosomatidae.